Molecule: messenger RNA, 2883 nt
Organism: Sitophilus oryzae (rice weevil)
Lineage: Eukaryota; Metazoa; Arthropoda; Insecta; Coleoptera; Curculionidae
Product: dynein regulatory complex subunit 7
Exons: 13
Coding region: 94-2310 (738 amino acids)
Biological process (GO): flagellated sperm motility
Cellular component (GO): motile cilium
Source: RefSeq, a predicted model, not a curated record
AUUAAGAUUUUUUGAAAGUUGUUCUCUUGUUUCGUUUGUGGCAGUUUAUGGUGGUUUUUACUUUGGUUUUAAUUUUAAAGUAUAUUAUUUAAAAUGUCUCAAGAGAAGUUUGAUGGAUAUGGCAAUGUUCUAAAUGGAACAAAAUCCGAUUUAAAUGAAGAAAAAACUGAAUCAAAACAAAGUAGUCAUAGCGUUGAUGUUACAGAUGAAAAUAUAUCAAAAUCAGAUAAAGAUUUUCAUGUAGAAAGUACUGAAGGUGUUGAGCAUUUUGAUACAUUUAUUGAAAAUGAAGGAGAAGAGGGAGAAGAAGUUGCUGAAGCUGAAGAAGAAGAAAAACCGUUCUCUUACAUAGAACUUUUAGAUGCGCCAAGGGAACUCCAAGAGCCUCUGGAUAUCACAAUGGAGUACUUAAAGCAGAUUUCUGAUGAGUUGGGCCUUAUAAAGAUGUGCUGGCCUGAUUUAUCGGAGGUGGAUUUCGAGGAUCGUAACAAUUUUCCAGAUAGUUAUUUAAAAAACAACGACAAAGAGAAAUUGCUGCUUUUGUAUGUGGAGAAUUUUAGAAGACAGUUUUGUUUUAACUAUCCUGAUAGGAAGCCAUUGUUUUUAGCCUGCGAUAAUGAAUGUGGGAUGCAGAAAAUGGUUUGUACAACUAUUCGACCAACUACUCUUCCUUAUUCAGAGAUAGAAUCUUGGGAAGAAUGUUCACGGUUUGUUGCUGAUCAUGUGAAGUUCGAACUUUUGGAUAUUCCUACACUAAUCCCCAAACAUCUAUAUUCACCUCACACUGUUUUUCUAAGGCAAUCAGGCCAUUCAUUUGAAAUAGCUACUGCUCUCUGCUCCCUUUUGAUUGGCCUGGGCUACGAGGCAUAUGUAGUCUCAGGUUAUGCGACCAAAGACGUAACCAUGCGCGUAAUGUGCAGAGUGGACUGUCCAUAUCCACUGACAACAGAAGAAGAACCAGUGAAGGAACCAGAAGUAGUGGACGACAAAUACAAGAUAAAACCCGCAAAAAAACUGAAAAGCAAGUUUCUAGAGAUGAUGAAGCAGAGAGAACUGGAGCAGCUCCAACAAGAGGAAGAGAAACAGGCAGCAUUAACGAGAGAAAGAGUUUUGGAAGAAGAAAAAAUACCAUUGGACGAAUUGGAAGGACAAAGAAUUCACUCUUGGGUUCUGUUGGGUACAAAGGGCCGUGCGGUAGAGAGGAUGGUUUUUAUUGAGGCUAGCACCGGUAUGUUCCAUCCUCUGGACAGCGAUUUGUAUUGUGGCAUAGAAAGUUUGUGGAGCAACGAGAAUUACUGGGUAAAUUUGCAAGAUUGUUCCAAGGGUCUGGCCGAUAUCAACUACAACUUGACUGAUACUGAGAAAUGGGAGCAUCUUCUGGUAGGUGAGCCAAUCAAGUGGCGUCAGAACACUACAACGGAAAUUGGAGAUGAUGAAGAAUUUGAAGAUAUGUUUGAUGAAAAACACCUCGACAUUCCAUAUCCGUGGUCGAUGAAGAUAAACAUACCUAGCGAAGUAUUGAAAAGAAGAUUUCCUGACGGAAGCAGAGUGACGCAAUACAAGAGGACUAUUGUCGAAGAAUAUGCACCUUACAUUCUCGAUGAUGGAAUGGUUCAAAAAAUAUCACGUUUUCAAGAUUUCGAUUGCACCGUCAUCGAAUCAGUAGAGGAAAAAUACGAAAAUCGCCACGACAAGUUAAAUAGAAGCUUUUUCGAUGCCAAAACUAACCAAAUUACUGAAUAUUUCAACCCUGGACGAGAGGACAGUGUUAUAAAACAUAUUUACUACAAAGAUGAUGAUACUGCAGACGGAGAAAGAACAUUUUUUUUCAACAGUAAGGCUAGAUUUGAUGGUUUGGAAAAAAUAGAAAUAGAGACUCAGGUUUUGACAGAACACUACUGCGAUAGAGAAGACAAGGUAUAUUAUAGACAAGUUGUAUACGACCAAAGAAGAAAAACUACCCUAGGAGACUCAAAUAGACGACCUAUUCGAAGCAUAGUCCAAAAAUUUAGACGGAAUGAAGAUAAAUCCGCUUACAAAGACCUCAGUGUGCGCGAAUUCAACAUAAAAGAUCGCGAAAUAUAUUUGAAAUACCACUACGAUAAGAAUUGCAUCACGGCAUCCACGAGAAACUUUAUUAAACCACCCAUAUCUGAAAUGGGUGAGGCUAUGGUUUUCCAUCCGGAGUUAACCAACGGUUACCAAGCCCAGAUAGGAGCCAAACCACCCAGGCAACUGCAGCUAUUUCUUUUACUGGAACAACAAAUCAAAGAUGAGAAAGAAGUAAUUGAAACCAAUCAGAGAUUUUGAAAAUCAGAUAUCCGAAUUUUUGUUACAACGAGCUCACGAAAUGGCAUUCUCCAAGUUAGACGUUUCACUUUACAAUCGCGAACAGAAUCAGGAAUAUAAAAUAGGAAUGUUGGACCAGGAGGAACAACACAGAUUGUACAAAGAGAAAGAAGUGGAAGAAGAAGCGGACUAUUUGGCUCCAUAUUUGGCAAGACUUGGGAAUCCCUCGGACCUGACUUAUCAACAGGCGCUGGACGUCAAGUAUCAGUGUCUUGGAGAAUUUAAAGAGUUGUUAGUCAAACGAGCCAAUGAUAUUCAAAGACAAUUUGAAACGACCUCUCAGAAAGCGGAAGAUAUGCAGAUGUGGUACACACAAAAUCACGAAAAUAUCGAUCCUGAUAAAGAAGCAGAUUACUUCAGAGAUAUAAACGAUAUGAUUUUCUUAUUAAAAACAUUGGAAAUCCGACUGACAAGACAUAAAGAUUUAUCUUCACUUAGAUUUGCAGAAAUGGUUGAAUAUGUAAACAAUCACCCCAUGUUAGAUAUUCUAAAAGAAAAUUUGGAAUAAAAGAGUCACUGUCGUUUUAUAGUAUA